Molecule: messenger RNA, 1510 nt
Organism: Aspergillus alliaceus
Lineage: Eukaryota; Fungi; Ascomycota; Eurotiomycetes; Eurotiales; Aspergillaceae
Product: phosphatidylserine decarboxylase family protein
Exons: 3
Coding region: 1-1275 (424 amino acids)
Biological process (GO): phosphatidylethanolamine biosynthetic process
Cellular component (GO): mitochondrion
Molecular function (GO): phosphatidylserine decarboxylase activity
Source: RefSeq, a predicted model, not a curated record
AUGAUUUCCACCAUCUUUGGCUUCCUCAACCAGAGGUCGGAUAAACAGGCUGAUAAUGACGUCCGCGAUGAGUGGCUCUCGAACCUGCUCAAGGAAGCCGACCAGAGCCCUGACAACCUGCAGCCGGUGUUGCGGGAAUUCCAACUGCUCAUCGAAUCCAACCCACGUAUCUAUAUGCUCUUCCAAUCCAUGUUUCAACAGGCUCACGAAAACGCUCCCGUCCGGAACCGUAGACAUGAAGUCCAAGACUAUCAGCAAAUGCUACGAGUCCUCAACCACGUCAUUACCCAUGCACCUCCUUGCAUUAGCAAGCUUGCCGGUGUCCCCAUGCUUGGGGUAUUUCAAUAUGCUCUCCCUACGGUCAGUGGCUAUGCUGCUUUCAUCGAUCCUGAGGUCAACUCCAUGCUCAAAAAGGUGCUGGAUGUGUGGGGCGAGUUUCUCUCAUCAUCUGAAUCAGUAUCCGUCCUCACUACGUCGUCAACGGGAUGGUUUAGAACCGAAGCCAUUCGCAAACUGACCUCCACGGCCAAUGUCGGCGGAACCACGUACGCGUUUGACGAGCUUUACAUCUGCGAUCCCAAUGCCCCACACUACGGCUUCCCGUCUUGGGAUGCGUUCUUCACCCGCACGUUCCGAGAGAACAUUCGGCCCGUCGCCUCGCCAGAGGAUGAUACUGUUAUUGCCAACGCAUGCGAGUCUCGGCCCUUCACUCUGGGCAGGAAUGUGAAAGCACGGGAUAACUUUUGGAUCAAGGGGCAGACUUACUCCCUAGUUGAUAUGCUCGGGGCUGGUUUUCCAGACUCAUUCAUCGGUGGGACUAUCUACCAAGGCUAUCUGGACUCCUUCAGUUAUCACCGGUGGCAUGCUCCUGUCUCAGGGAAGGUUGUGAAGACGUACACGAUUGAUGGCACUUAUUUGUCGACUGUGGGAGCCAUGCACAGAGAUGAUCCACAUGCCAACGAAGGGAGUCAAAUUGACUAUCAGGUAUAUCUGUCGGCGGUGGCGACACGAGCCGUAAUCCUGAUUCAGACGGACAACCCGGACAUUGGCUUGGUAGGCUUCCUGGGGAUCGGUAUGGUUGAGAUAUCAACGUGUGAGAUUACUGUGAAAGAGGGGGAGUAUGUCAAAAAGGGGGAUCAGAUUGGAAUGUUUCAUUAUGGAGGUUCGUCCCACUGUGUGAUCUUCCAGAAGGGGGUGAAUGUUACGGGCUUCCCGGAAAUUGGAAGGAAGGAGAACGUGCCUGUUCGGGGCAAAUUGGCUGUUGUGACGCCAUAGAGGCAUGCAGAUGCCCGUCCUUGAUAAAAAGCAAUGAGCAUGUGUAUGGUUGUGCAUGGGUAAGUCAAUAUAGGUCCAUGUCAGUCUAAAGCGAAAGAGAUUUCUCAGGAUUGCCGCAACAUUAACCAAUAACAACUUGAUACGCGGUAGAUAUACCCCAGAUGCAUACACGUCGCCUGCAAGGACAGGCAAUCGCCACUGAAUGGGGGCGAAGAUUAUUCACUCUUCGCGAUCU